This is a messenger RNA of Cryptotermes secundus, 668 nucleotides long. RefSeq lists its product as uncharacterized. The record is from RefSeq and is a predicted model, not a curated record. The transcript has 2 exons. Lineage: Eukaryota; Metazoa; Arthropoda; Insecta; Blattodea; Kalotermitidae. The coding region runs from base 6 to 488 and encodes 160 amino acids.
AUGUGAUGCCUUUACAGAACUGUACAAAUUCAAAGAAGGUUUUAGUGGGUCCAUAUGGUGAGACAUACCCACCAAGUCAUGAUGUAAACCAGGCCGUAAAUAUAAAAGCUGAGGAAGUCUCAGACUCACAAGAGGAAGUGGAUCCUUUGAUAAUAACAGUUCAAGAGAUAAAGGCUGAACCUGAGAACUGUACAAAUUCAAAGAAGGUUUUAGUGGGUCCAUAUGGUGGGACAUACCCACCAAGUCAUGAUGUAAACCAGGCCGUAAAUAUAAAAGCUGAGGAAGUCUCAGACUCACAAGAGGAAGUGGAUCCUUUGAUAAUAACAGUUCAAGAGAUAAAGGCUGAACCUGAGGUGAGCUGUAUGUUUCUAUAUGUCCACUGUAAGGCAGAUAUCACAGAUAGGCAGGAAUUCCAGUUGUCUUUCUCAUCUCCCUCUGCCUGUAUGUGCACAUGGAACAACACCACUGUGCUGCUGACUCACCUUUGAAGUCCUUUUUCUGAAGUGUCUCUAGACAGUUAUAGUUUGUUGAAUUCAUUCAUUCAUAUAUUCUCCUUCCAUGAAUCCUGUCUAGAAUACAUUCUCGUGCGGAUGUGGAGAUCAUCCUAGUUACAGUCACAACUAUGAAUUACAGUUGUCAUCCAAUAUCAUACACAUUUGUAAUAAAAU